UAUAUUUUUAUGUGCGAGGAUGAUGGUAAGAUCAUAGAAAUAGAAGAUGCAAGUAUUAUUCCCUAUAAAUUCCAAUCACCUUACAACUCCACCUUCCACAAACAUUUCUUCAUUAUAUUUUCUUUCCCUUUCCCUUUCCCAUGGACCCGUCUUUGGUUAAAGCAAAAGACACCACUUCUUACUGGGUUUUAACCCUUCCUUAUUUCCUUGCUUUCGAGAACUAUGGUGUCUUCCAUUGCUUUCUCCUCUUUCUUCUCGCUUUCCUCUCUCUUUCUCUUCUCACGUGGGCUUUCUCCUCCGCCGGUACUGCCUGGAGAAAUGGAAGGAACCGUCAGGGUCGAGUCCCGAUUCCAGGUCUUCGCGGCCUUCCAUUUCUCGGCAGUUUGCUCACUCUCACCUAUGACUUACCCCAUCGAACACUGGCUGCUAUAGCAGCCAGCCGUCACGACUCUCAUCUCAUGGCCUUCUCUCUGGGCUCCUCCCCCGUUGUGGUUGCUUCUCACCCUAUCACGGCUAAGGAAAUCCUAACCUCGCCGCACUUCGCGGACCGCCCGCUCAAGCAGUCCGCGAAGAGUUUGAUGUUCGGUCGAGCCAUAGGGUUCGCACCAAACGGAACCUACUGGCGUCUCCUAAGGAGAAUUGCUUCUUCCCACCUCUUCUCUCCCAAGCGUAUUGCCGCCCACGAAGGCGCUCGUCAGCUCGAAUGCGCCGCUAUGAUCCACAGUAUUCACCAUGAACAAAUCGUCCAUGGAGGUGUUUGUUUGAGGAACCAUCUUCAAGCUGCUUCGUUGAACAACGUGAUGUGGAGUGUGUUUGGGAAGCGGUUCGAGGAAGGGGAUUUGGAAUUGGAAAUGGUUCGAGACUUGGUCCGUGAAGGGUUCGAGCUGUUGGGUGCGUUUAAUUGGUCGGAUUAUCUCCCGUGGCUCACUUGGUUUUAUGACCCGUUUCGUAUUAACCAACGUUGUGCUAAACUUGUUCCUAAGGUUAAUAAAUUCGUACAAGGCGUAAUUGAUGAACACCGCCGUUGUAAAACCCUGUCGGAUGAUUCUGAUUUUGUUGAUGUUUUGCUCUCUCUUGAUGGCGACGAAAAACUCGACGAUGAUGACAUGGUCGCUGUUUUAUGGGAAAUGAUCUUUAGGGGUACGGAUACGACGGCGCUGCUAACAGAGUGGGUGAUGGCGGAGUUAGUUUUGCACGGUGAAAUACAGGAGGAAGUAGCGAAGGAAAUAGAUAGAGCAGUGGGCGGUGACGGAAGGAACCUCACAGAUGCUGACGUGGCGAAAUUGCCUUACUUACAGGCGGUGGUGAAGGAGACUCUACGGCUACACCCACCGGGCCCACUUCUCUCGUGGGCCCGUCUUUCUUCGUCGGACGUCCAGCUUAGCAACGGCAUGCUUAUCCCGGAGAACACAACCGCCAUGGUCAAUAUGUGGGCCAUAACACACGAUCCCCACGUAUGGGAAGAACCACACGUGUUCAACCCGGGCAGGUUCCUGAAAGCUGACCUCGACAUCAGGGGCGGCGAUCUCCGCCUAGCGCCGUUUGGGGCUGGGCGGAGGGUCUGUCCGGGAAAGAACCUCGGUCUUGUGACGGUCACACUAUGGGUGGCCAAGUUGGUCCAUCACUUUAAAUGGGCCCCCGACCCGGCCCACCCGGUCGACCUUACCGAACUCCUCAAGCUAUCGUGUGAGAUGAAGAAUCCUCUACGUGCAGUCGCAGCGCAAAGACGUGGUCUUUAGUUUAGUUUUUUGGUUAUGUGUUUUGUUUGCCUUAUUGGGUUUUCGAUUUGAAGUGAGUUGAUUUUUCUUAUUAAUAUAGUGAUGUUAUUUAUGUUUAAAUAGUUUUUUUUUUUUUUUUUUUUUUUUCUCCUUAGCUUUUUAACUUUGCGUUUAGUAGAAGGGUAUGUUUGUGAAAUUAAGGAAAAAAGACUUCUAGUUUUGAACCUGUCUUUUCCUUGUUAAGGAGUCUUUUUGUAUUU
Molecule: messenger RNA, 1978 nt
Organism: Benincasa hispida (wax gourd)
Lineage: Eukaryota; Viridiplantae; Streptophyta; Magnoliopsida; Cucurbitales; Cucurbitaceae
Gene: CYP78A7
Product: cytochrome P450, family 78, subfamily A, polypeptide 7
Molecular function (GO): monooxygenase activity; heme binding; oxidoreductase activity, acting on paired donors, with incorporation or reduction of molecular oxygen
Source: RefSeq, a predicted model, not a curated record